This is a messenger RNA of Plectropomus leopardus (leopard coralgrouper), 1285 nucleotides long. NCBI's taxonomy places the organism in Eukaryota, Metazoa, Chordata, Actinopteri, Perciformes, Serranidae. The record is from RefSeq and is a predicted model, not a curated record.
GCAGACUGGCGUGCUAGCUUGUAGCAGAGCAAGCAAAGUACGCUAGCUUGCAUUAAAUUUCGGUCCAGAUAAACUUGUCUAAACAUUAUAUUGAUUUAAUUUACUGCCUUUCUGAGAGGAUGAGCCGUACACCGGAUGCAAGAGCGAGGGACAACCAGACAAAAAAGAUCCAGGAAAACAUCACCAAUGUGGAGAAACAUUUUGGAGAGAUGUGCCAACUGUUUGCUGCCUAUGUCCGUAAAACAGCCAGGCUAAGGGAUAAGUCGGAUAUCCUGGUUCGGGAAAUCGGCAUGUAUGCAGACACAGAAACCCCGCACUUGAAGAGGGGUAUGAAGCAGUUUGCUGACCACCUGGCCAAGAUUCAAGACUACCGCCAAGCUGAGGUGGAAAGACUUGAAGCCAAAGUCAUAGAGCCAUUAAAAAGUUAUGGAGCUGUAGUGAAACGUAAAAGGGAGGAUCUGAAGGCGACUCAGAGUGCCAGAGACAGAGAAGCCAAACAGAUGGCUCAGCUUGAGAGGACCAGACAGAGAAACCCCUCAGACAGGCAGAUUAUUUCUCAGGCUGAAAGUGAGCUCCAGAGAGCCACCAUGGAUGCCACACGGACCACCAGGCAACUGGAGGAGACAAUCGAUGAGUUUGAGAAGCAGAAGAUUCGAGACAUCAAGAAAAUCUUUGGUGAGUUUGUAACGGUGGAGAUGUCCUUUCAUGCCAAGGCAUUGGAAGUGUACACCUUGGCCUACCAGAGCAUUCAAAGUGUGGAUGAGGAGGAGGACCUAGAGGUGUUCAGGAGUUCGCUGCACCCCCCUGACUACCAGUCACGCUUAGACAUAGUGCGAGCUAAUUCCAAAACCUCCCUCGAUCGGACCGGGUCCUUCCUGAGUACAUCAGGGACCGUACAGCAACAGAGAGCCUCCAGUCGGCAGACCAGAAGAGAGGAGGAGGAAGAGGACGAUGAAGAGGAUGAAGAUGAAUCUGAGGAGGAGGAAGACGAGGACGAAGACGAGGACACCGAUGAUGAACAUUAGUUUCUUUUGUUUGUAUGUGUAUUACUGUUUUAUAAUCUUGUUCAAGGAAAGCUGUGUCAUUGCCAAAAUCGCCUCACACAAGUGGGUCUGAGCAGUAUUGUAGGGUGUGUUGUCGUUGUUUGUUCUUUACUAACAUUUAAGCCAAUUAUUGUCUUGUAUAUUUUUGUCUAAUAUGCAGAAAUUCACAUUACAAAUUGCACUGGAACUACCAGAGCAUUUUGUUGUUCAUCUUUAUAAAUAAAAUAAAUAAUCUGUUUUCA